Messenger RNA from Colletotrichum truncatum, 717 nucleotides. RefSeq names its product nad-dependent epimerase dehydratase. The record is from RefSeq and is a predicted model, not a curated record. Gene Ontology annotation, molecular function: biliverdin reductase [NAD(P)H] activity; riboflavin reductase (NADPH) activity. NCBI's taxonomy places the organism in Eukaryota, Fungi, Ascomycota, Sordariomycetes, Glomerellales, Glomerellaceae.
AUGCACAUCUUCAUAAUCGGCGCAACAGGCCGCAACGGCGCUCUCAUCCUCGCAGAGUGCCUAUCCCGAGAGCACACCGUAACGGCCCUCGUCCGCGACCCGUCCUCGGUCGUCCCCCAGCAGCAGCAGCAGCACCCGAACCUCACCCUCGUCCGCGGCACCCCUCUCUCGCCGGCCGACGUCCGCAAAGCAAUGUCCACACCCCCCGGAGCCCCCCCGGACGCCGUCAUCGUGGCCCUCAACAUCCGCCGCCAGUCCGAAUCUCCCUUUGCGGCGAUCCACCCGGACACGCCCCCGACCCUCACCCACGACGCCGUGAGCAACGUCCUACAAGUGCUAAAGGAAGACCACCACCACCACUCCCCGGGGCCCCGCAAGGUCGUCAUCAACAGCAUGCAGGGCUCCGGUGUAAGCAACGCCAGCCUUAACCUCCCUUUCCGCGUGCUGUUCCAGCACACCAGUAUGAAAUACACCGUCAGCGACCACGACGCCGUCGACGCCCUCGUCAGGGGGAAAGAAGGGGAAGGCGUCAACUGGGUGCUGGUGAGACCGCCUAUGCUUACAGAAGGGGAGUCGUUGCCGGUCAAGGUGUACGAUGACGAUGGCAAGGGGGUGCGCUGGUUGCCGAGGAUCACGAGAAAAAGCGUCGCAACAUUCAUGGUAGACGCCGCUGAGAAGCCGGACUGGGAUCGCAGGGCGCCUGUCAUCACCAACUAG